AUGGCUCUGCCACGAUACGUUCUUGCUGCCAUCUCCCAGGAUGCAACCACGGACAAACAACUCGUCAUUGACCUUGCAAAGUCGGCUUCUCUUAAUGUCAAGGUGUCCAGAGAGAUGAGCUUAUCGGCUGACCAGAAGACCGAACUGCAUAAGCGUAAUCCAGCACUUGCCAAGGUGUUUGAAUGCCCACCCGUUUCUGUAUUGCUACUGGAGAGUCAAGAUGCCGUUCAGCAAUGGCUUAAUGUCAAACAAGAGCUUGCAAGGGAUAGUUCGAAUCUCAACGACGAUGUCUUUUACAGCAGCUCAUCCGAGGCGGGUGCAAAGUCUGAUCUUCUUUGGUACAAGAGCAUCGUUCAAAAGAAGAAACCUGCUGCUGGUAAUGGCAACAUCAAAUCAUCAGCAGCUACUACAGCAGCGUCCAAACAAAGAAUGGCGACAAUGACAUCCAAUGCACGUUCUUCCGCAGCAACAGCAACAACUCGUCGUCGAUCUGCAGCUGCUGCUGCUGCUGCCUCCCAAGAUACUGGCACAAGCAAGGGGCCAAAAUCAGAGACAAUGGGUCGACAAUCUCGCAACACCAGUGUGCCUUCACGAGUACCAGUCAAAACAUCAUCUGACGGCAGCAGCAACGGCAAUCGUGUAGCAAAGCGCAAUACGCCCAUGACAAUGAAAAAGAACAACAACAUGGCAACCACCAAAAAGACAAGACCUGCAUCCACUUUGGAAAAGAAAUCUGACAAGGAUGAGGCACCAUCAUCAUCAUCAUCACCACCAGCUGAUGAAGAAGAGAUAACAACCACCGAGAUGGAAAAGGAGCAACAACAGCAACCUGCUACACCCAAUGUUGAGCCUAACCAUGUCGAGGAAAUAUACCCAUCGACCACUACCAAUGGCACCCGAGAAGAGAAUGAAAGUGAACAUGAUGCAGAGGUGGCUGCUGCAACCACCCGUUUGGCCAAUGUGGCAUCUUCAGCUUCUGUUGCCACCACUGCGACCAUGGUUACCAUGACAACCGACGACCGAAGCUCGACAUCACCAUCCAUUUUGCGUACUUCGCUUUCACCCAAUAGCAUCAGCUCGUUACCACGUCCAGAGACACCUGAAGUGGAUAAUCUACGUCAACGUUUCGAGAGUAUUGCACAAAUCACUACACCCAACAACAACAACAAGCCUUAUGGCACACGACCCUCGACUACAUCCCCUGACAAUCCUUUGAAGGUCAAAGACAUGAAACCAAAGUCGCCAUCGGGUGCACGAGUCAAGAGCAUGGUGGACUUUUUUAUGGAUGAAAACCUGCACAAAUGGGAGUUUUAA
Messenger RNA from Lichtheimia ornata, 1314 nucleotides. RefSeq lists its product as uncharacterized. The transcript has 4 exons. Lineage: Eukaryota; Fungi; Mucoromycota; Mucoromycetes; Mucorales; Lichtheimiaceae. Bases 1 to 1314 code for a protein of 437 amino acids. The record is from RefSeq and is a predicted model, not a curated record.